AUGAUUUCCAUAAACAAGUUGCUUAUAGGGGCAUCUGCCUUUAUUGGUUAUACUUUUGCUGCUUACACAAAUACUUCAAGCUCAAUCACUACUAACAAUGCUACUUUUUCAUCAAUCAAACUGGUUGAUUCUUACACAAAUGAUGUAAACUGUUCUGAUCCAAGCCACUGGUUUUUAAUUGAGGCUCAAGUUUCUGUUCCACAAGGUAAUAGUUCAGAUAUUUAUAUGUCCGUCCCAGAUGCUUUUACAUCCUUUCCUUCCGAAUCCUUCGAUUUACUCUAUAAUUCAGCUGUUGUUGGUACCGUAUACAACAAUAAUUCGAAUAUCUUCACUGUUUCUGUUAACGAUAAUGUAGAAGAAGCUGGUAUUGCUAGUUUCAACUUUUUGGCUAAACUAACUUCCGAUGCCAAAGAAUUGAUCACUUCUCCAAAAGAUAUCACUUAUGAAUUCAACGUGUCUUCUGGAAAUGUUUUUGACUCAACUAUCUCCUAUAUCGCCAAGGAUAUCGAGUCUGUAUCUACUAAUGGUGGCAUUUUUAGUGAAAAUAAUACUGCUUGGUUCACUGCCGAUGUCCCACUAUCGAUGGUUGCCGAGUCCUUCGCCUUCGAAGCUGAAUCAAAUAAUGGCGACUAUGAGUUCAAUACAGAAUUAACAACUUUUGAAAUCGUUACAGCUAUGGAUGCCUUUAAUAAUCCAACUAAAUUUUCCACCCUAACUGCCGUUGAUGAUGGAUCGUCCUCUGCCAAGAUUAGUUGCUCAAUAAGUACCCAAAUUAGCGGUGGUCAAUAUAUCCGUAUCACUUACUAUUCUGAUGUUCUUUCAGAAAGUUCUAUAACCAACUUAGCUACCUUCUCAUACACAAAUGCUGGCAGCACUCUACAAAAAAGAGGCACGUUAAUUUCUGAAGUUUCUCAACUCUUCAGUGAAAGUGAAGCUAAUAUCGAAGAUGUUUCAUCAGUAACCACUACGGUUGAAUCUUCCUCUUCUUCCAUUAUUUCAUCCAGUUCAAUAGGAUCUGCAAUCUCAACAUCAAGAAUAAGCAGUUUAUCCCAAAGUAGUAUAAUCUCUUCAGUAUCAAGUGUUCCAACUUCUACCAGUAAAAUCUCGGUUCAAAGUGUUUCUUCCGUUAACAAAAACACUACAUCUAGCUCACAAGCGCAGACCUCCAUCCUAUCUACCAAGGUUAGUACAAAUGAAUCUUACUAUCAAACUGUUACUUCUUCAGAUACGAGUCCUGCUCAGGCUACGGCUACAAAUUCCCAAAGCAGUCUAUCUUCUAACAACGAAAAUGAGAUCUAUGUUAACGGUACUUUAGAAUCCUAUACAAUAAUUACUACCACGGAGGGUGCAAUCAUUACAGAAAUUGGUGAAUAUGUUGCCGUCGGUACUUUAAGUUCAAGUGCUCCGGUUACUACCACUCCUAGUACCUCCAAUGCCGCUGCAAUUUUUUCAAGCGAGACUAUUAUGGGAGAAAUAGAAUCCACUUUAACUAUUGGAGCUGACGUUACAACAUACGAUUCUUUGUUGGGAGGCUCUGUGAUCAAGACGGCUACAAACGGUAAUCAAUCAGGUAAUGAAGUAACCCGAGUUUCUUCAGGUGCAGUCGAAACGACAAUAAGUUUAGGAGCUGACGUUUCAAUAUACGAUUCUUUAUUAGGAGGAUCUACGAUCAAGACAGCUACAAGCGAUAACCAAUCAGGUAAUGAAGUAACCCAGGUUUCCUCAGGUGCAGUUGAAACAACGAUAAGUUUCGGAGCUGAUGUUACUACCUACGAUUAUCUAUUAGGUGGCUCUCCCUUGAAUACUGCAUUUACUUCUAAUGCUACAUCUGUCAUUACCGAAGUUGGCGAAGCUACUGUCACAUCUACUGCCCAAGUAGUUACGUACACUUCUAAUUUAGGUGGUUCUGUUAUUUCGUCUCCAAGGGACUCUUACGGUACUACAAUUACCGGGGCCAAUAAGGCAACUGUCACCGAAGAUGCUCGUGUUACCGCGUAUGCAUCACUGUUAGGCUUCUCAUCCAUAAAUUCUGACCCAGAAUCACGUAUUGAAACACAUUUGAGUAAUGCUACCGUUUCUUAUGCUGCACAAGUCACUUCAUACACUGAGUUUUUGGGCGGAUCAGCCAUUGCUACUUCUAUUCAACAAGAAAAUACUACAACCAUAAAUGGUCAUUUUACAGAGGCAGCCACCAAAACUGCUACCUUUAAUUUAAUAACAAGUUCUUCAAGCUUAGUCACAAGUUCAAUAAAACUAAGUUCCACAUCCUCAUCAGUACAUACAACAGGUACCAUACAACUAUAUGAGGCAUCUGCUGAUAAACUAAAAGCCGGUGUAUCUGUAGUUUUUGUUGGGCUCCUAACUUUAUUAUUCUAA
This is a messenger RNA of Kazachstania africana CBS 2517, 2376 nucleotides long. It is a transcript of the gene EGT2, whose product is annotated as Egt2p. The transcript has a single exon. NCBI's taxonomy places the organism in Eukaryota, Fungi, Ascomycota, Saccharomycetes, Saccharomycetales, Saccharomycetaceae. The record is from RefSeq and is a predicted model, not a curated record. Bases 1 to 2376 code for a protein of 791 amino acids.